Molecule: messenger RNA, 447 nt
Organism: Saccharomycopsis crataegensis
Lineage: Eukaryota; Fungi; Ascomycota; Saccharomycetes; Ascoideales; Saccharomycopsidaceae
Exons: 1
Coding region: 1-447 (148 amino acids)
Source: RefSeq, a predicted model, not a curated record
AUGGAAGGAUCAGAACAGAAAUGCUACCUACUUGCAAUACAAUCUUCUGUGUCACAAGAGAACAAGCCCAUAGACACUAGAAAAGAUAACCACCCCUUGAAUGGAUGCUUGGUGGUCACGGCAAAAGACCAAUCCUGGGAUUAUAAUAAUACCAAAGUUACUACUCCAAUAAACACUCAAAGGGAUGAGAAGUCCUACUUCUUGACUGACAUCAGUGAUUGUCCUUCUAGCGGAUGUUGCGGAAGUGUUCUUUCGAAUAACAAUAACAACAAUAAUGAUUCUAGCCACUGCGAUGGCGAUGAUUGUGAAACAAUAAAGAUUGAUACUGCUUGUUGUAGCGCUAAUCCAAGUCGUCGCGGAAGUUCAAGCAGCCGUCAUCAUCUUCGUCGUUGCAGUACCGCCAUAAAGUUUCAUGAUCCUUUGUACUUUCCUGAUAGCCCAAAAUGA